GCCAGAUUGGAUGGUUGCUCUGAGGAACCUGGGAUAGUGGAAAGUGUCCCUGCCUAUGGCAGGGGUUUGGAAAGAGGUGAUGUCUAAGGUCCACCGGGGAGAAGGUCGGCAUUGUACCCAGCUGUCAGAGAUAAAGAUGGAUACAAACCGACUGGCACAAAAGACAUUUAUUCUCCACCCCCUGGGCUCGGAGGCCGGAUGCUGUCUCUGAUUUGGCUUGUUGGGAAACACUACCCUGGCUCUUGCCUGCUCAGAUCGGGGCUGUAGUGGGGCACCUGAGAGCUGCUGCGGCCUUCAGCUGGGAUCAGAGCGACUGCUGCACAGCAAAAGGCCGUGGCAGCAACAGAAUCACUUAGGUUGGAAAAGACCAAGUUCAACCUGUGACUGAACACCGCCGUGCCAAGCAGACUAUGGCACUGAGUGCCAAGUCCUGUCUUUCCUUAAACUCUCUGAAGGACGGUGAGGUGACUCUAGCGCCGCCCCGGGCAGCCGUCCCAAGGCUUGCCCACCCGCGCUGCGAGCGGAUUCUCCCCGCUGUCCGACCGUUCCUCCCGGCCGCCAGGCGCCGCGCGCGCCCGACUGGCACCCGCGCCUCAGGGGCGGCGGCGGGGCCAUGGCGGACCGGUUGACGCAGCUGCAGGACGCCGUCAACUCGCUCGCGGACCAGUUCUGUAACGCCAUCGGAGUGCUGCAGCAGUGCGGCCCGCCGGCCUCCUUCAGCAACAUCCAGACAGCCAUAAACAAGGAUCAGCCCGUGAACCCCACGGAAGAGUAUGCCCAGCUGUUCGCAGCUCUGAUCGCUCGCACUGCCAAGGAUAUUGAUGUUCUCAUAGAUUCCCUGCCUAGUGAAGAAUCCACAGCAGCUUUGCAGGCUGCGUGCCUGUACCGGCUGGAGGAGGAGAACCACGAGGCAGCGGCGCGACUGGAGGAGGUCGUGUACCGUGGGGAUGUGCUGCUCGAGAAGAUCCAGAGCGCCCUGGCCGACAUCGCCCAGUCGCAGCUGAAGACGCGGAGCGGCGCCCACAGCCAGCCCCUGCCCGACUCGUAGCGCCAGGGGGCACCGCGGCCCUUCCCAAGAUACACCGGGAAUGGAUGGGCUGCCUCGCGCUCUGCUCCGCCUCGGGAGCGGCGGUUUGGGCCCAGCUCGGCUGCGGGUUUUGUGUGAGAAACGCUUUUGUAAGGGCUCUGUUACAGAUCUGCGUGGGUUUAUGUUUCUUUGACUUACAGCGAGCUUUCUGUUCACAAAUAUUACUUCAAUCGAAUUCGUUGAAAUAAACCUGCAGGUAUCUGA
Onychostruthus taczanowskii (white-rumped snowfinch) is the source of this 1291-nucleotide messenger RNA. RefSeq names its product mediator complex subunit 21 (gene MED21). Gene Ontology annotation, biological process: regulation of transcription by RNA polymerase II. The record is from RefSeq and is a predicted model, not a curated record. The transcript is spliced from 4 exons. Gene Ontology annotation, molecular function: transcription coregulator activity. Gene Ontology annotation, cellular component: mediator complex. Lineage: Eukaryota; Metazoa; Chordata; Aves; Passeriformes; Passeridae. The coding region runs from base 614 to 1048 and encodes 144 amino acids.